CUCCGGAGAUCAGCCGAUGAGCAUGGCGAUCACAGUCACGUUACUGCUUUUUGCUGCGGCCAUCUAUGAAGUGAAUUCACAACUAGUGUGCUACCAGUGUGUGGACUGUGAUGUGAACCCUCCAAUAGCAGUAGUGUGCCAAGAUAGCUAUCCUACAUCUGCGACACCAACUUUGCCAACUAGUCCUGAUACAACGUAUUCAACUGAUAUAACGCCUACUUUGCCGACAAGUCCUGAUACAACUUUUUCAACGGAUAUAACUCCAACAUUGCCAACGAGUCCCGAUCCUACAUGUGCAACGUGUGGUCCAACUGAAGAAACGACUCCAGAGUUUACACCAACACUGCCAACCAGUCCUGAGCCUACUUGUGCAACAUGCGGCCCAGAAACUGACACAACACCUAUAUUUACUCCAACUUUGCCCACAAGCCCGGAACCAACCUGUGCUACAUGUGGUACACCUCCAGAAACCACUCCGGAGUUCACACCGACCUUACCCACCGGUCCAGAACUAACAACGGCAGAGCCUACCAGCCCUAAUACAAUAUGUCCUACAUGUGCACCCGCUACCACGCAAGAAUUCACACCAACACUACCCACCAGCCCGGCACCGACUUGUGCUACGUGUGCCACCUCGUUGAACACAGUCACUGUACCGAUCACAAGCCUAACGGAUUCAACGAUCCUCACACCACCCCUUACCACUAGUCCGGGCCCAACAUCAUCCCAAAUUACGACCAUUUGGCCGGGCCAGACAGGCAUUUGGCCUACCCCGUCGCUUACACCCCCGAGUGCCAGCUGGCCUACGGUGACCCUUACGAACCCGACGGGAACGUUCCCAACGGUACUGACCACCUUCGCCACCGGCGGCAAAAAACACCUACCGAUGCCGUUUUACAUAUGCUUCUCGACGGAACGAAUUGUUAACAACCGACUGACAACGGAUCGAGGUUGUAGCAUACGCGGUGCCUCGGCGGCAGAAACAUGCACGGAUAUCAACAACAACCAGCAGUACGAACGAUGCUCCCUUUGCUCCUGGAGUCUCUGUAAUCGAUAAAUAGUGGUGAUUGUGAUGAUAGAAAGAAAAAUUUUUACAUUGUGAGAUAGAUAUUUGAAAAUGUGAUUAAAUAGAAACGAAUUGGUAGGCCCGGUAAUAGAUCAACUUCUACUUCCAUAAAAUUAUUACCCUUGCAAUUAAUAGAUUAUAAUUAUUGCACAGUCAGAAGUCCAUCGAUGAUGUGUGUAAAUUUGUUCGAUCCAAAUAAUGUCUGUAUAUGCCAAAAAGAUUACUUCACAUGCUGCCGAACAGAAAUCACCGAUAUGUUAUCUGUAUAUAUUUACACUAAUUAUUGAUAUUUAUGGAAGGCGGAA
Molecule: messenger RNA, 1371 nt
Organism: Topomyia yanbarensis
Lineage: Eukaryota; Metazoa; Arthropoda; Insecta; Diptera; Culicidae
Product: integumentary mucin A.1-like
Exons: 3
Coding region: 17-1057 (346 amino acids)
Source: RefSeq, a predicted model, not a curated record